AUGAUCUAUGCUUAUUUGGUUCGCAAGGUUACUCAUUGGAUCAUGGAUUUGUUGGACGCGCUGGAGUACCUCACGAUCGGAGAAUAUAUGCUUCUCAAAGAAUCUGUGAAGAAAGACGAAGAGAAAGCUCAUCAUGAAGAAGGAUCCAAGUCUCCUGGUCCUCUUGCGCUACCAUGUUCCUUGCCUGGUUGGAACUCUGAUGGUUACGAAAAUGGACGCCAUCCAUUCUUUACUCUCCCGACUGAACUCGUUCUGCUCAUCACCAGCUAUGUCCCUAUUGUGGAGAAAGCGUCUCUGGCCCUGACGUGCAAACACUUUCUUUGCAUGUUAGGCGAUGAAAGUGUUCGACUGCUCGAUGACACUACAACGCACAACGGAGACUACGCUCACAUCAGUAUUCAAAUGAACCGCUGGAGAUUGCUCAAGUUCCUUGAAAAAGACUUCCCAAACCAUUUUGUCUGUCACAGCUGUGCGCAUUUCCAUCUGAAUCUGCCUAUAAAACCGACUUACGUCUCAUACUACCCGCCCACAUCGCUCUGCGUUACUAGGACCAAUGCAUUCUGGCGUGGUGUCUGGGGAUGGUGUGUUGGUCAUGAAAAGGUUCACGGCAUCAUGAUGGCGCAUCGGAACAAAUGGACAUAUGGGAUGAGUCUGGAUGACUUCCAAUACGAAAGACGCAUUUCCAUGAGCAAGUUCCGGUUGAGAAUCGCCCGCGAAGGAACCACAGCAGAGACGGUGAAAGCCAUAGCGCCGGCUCCCGAUGACGAAGACGAUAAGAUCGAGUGCCACGAGGUUGUCUUCGCUAGUAUCGCUUGCAAUGAGUUCCUGCUUGAUAUGACCGCGACCUUUUUUGUUGAUCGUGGAGCCCUGGCUCUUGAGGAGUAUGUGGUUAAUGAACGCUGCCCGAAUCAUGGGUUGAGCAUUCUCGGAGACUUGAAUAGGCUGAGGACAAUGGGAAGCCCUGGGAGAGUCUGUAUGGAUUGUCAUGCACGGACGGAUAUUAGAAUCCAGGACAGCAAGGAGAAGCCGGAGAUGGAAGAGGUGAAAGUCCGGACGGUGAUCAGUCUGGGCAGUGGUGAGGAAUCGUCUUAUGACAUAUGGAAGAAAGCAUGCGGUCACGAUCCAUCAAAGCUCUUUUUGAACUCAUAGGUAUCUUGCUCGUCUAAGAUCAGGUUGAAGAAAGCAUGUGGCCGCGGAAGCUAUUCGG
Molecule: messenger RNA, 1207 nt
Organism: Paecilomyces variotii
Lineage: Eukaryota; Fungi; Ascomycota; Eurotiomycetes; Eurotiales; Thermoascaceae
Exons: 1
Coding region: 1-1149 (382 amino acids)
Molecular function (GO): protein binding
Source: RefSeq, a predicted model, not a curated record